This is a messenger RNA of Mollisia scopiformis, 1668 nucleotides long. Its product is annotated as import inner membrane translocase subunit tim-50 mitochondrial precursor. The record is from RefSeq and is a predicted model, not a curated record. Lineage: Eukaryota; Fungi; Ascomycota; Leotiomycetes; Helotiales; Mollisiaceae. Gene Ontology annotation, molecular function: phosphoprotein phosphatase activity. The transcript has 2 exons. The coding region runs from base 1 to 1668 and encodes 555 amino acids.
AUGGCACGGCAUAACAAGCCAAACCAUGGACAGAAGAAACCGAUAGAUUAUUCAAGACCACCGGGUGCCCCUCCACCAUUGAGACCGGCAGGCGCUUCUGCAGCUUUCACAGCACCGCAACAAGGGGCUAGGAGUAGUGAUAAAUCUGGCAGACCUGAGUACUCGAAGCAGCAAGACGAAGCCAGCCCAAGCGCAUCACCAGAGCGCAAUACUACACCACAAUCAGAAGGGCAAGGAGCUGGGAGCAUAAAUUCGGCGCCAAGGAAAGGGGAAGACCCAAGCUUCUCUGAAAAGCAAGACGAAUUCGGAUCUGCUUCACCCUCGGAGAAUACCGCACCUCAAUCGACCUCACCAUCUGCCAUUGAUCCCGCAGAAUCUCAGUCACAUACCCAGCCUUUACCUGACCUUACUCGAGGCAUUCCUUCAACAUUGGAAUACGAAACUACGGGGAGCACCAAGUCAAAUAUCACUCCACUGAAUUUAACUGAGGCCGAGGAGCCUGGGUCGUCUGGCGGACGCCGAGGGCGGGGAGAACUCCCAGCAUCAGCGUAUGUCUCAUCGUCGGAAAGAAAGCGAUUACGAUUCGCAAAUUACAUGUACGCCAUGUUCACUGGUCUCUCCGUCACUGGAGUCCUAUAUCUCGGCCGCAAUUGGGAAAGUGAUGAGGAAGAAACUGCACACCCUGAUGCACCGUCGGGGUGGGCGGUAGGGUUGAUGUGGAAUCGUGCGAAAGCUCGAUUGGGGGAUCAAUUGAGUUAUUACCACGAACCUGCUUUCAAGAAACUCUUGCCAGAUCCCGACCCCAUCUUUGAACGCCCCUAUACAUUGGUUCUUAGUAUGGAGGACCUACUCAUUCACAGCGAGUGGACCAGAGAACAUGGAUGGAGGAUGGCCAAGCGACCUGGAGUUGAUUAUUUCUUGCGAUACCUAAGUCAAUACUACGAGCUUGUGAUUUUCACCAGCCAGCCUUGGGGAAUGGCUGAACCUGUAAUUCGAAAAUUGGAUCCGUAUCAUAUUGUCACUUGGCCAUUGUUCCGCGAGGCGACAAAGUACGAAAAUGGACAAUAUGUCAAGGAUCUCUCAUACCUCAACCGCGAUCUGUCCAAGGUCAUCAUCCUAGAUACCAAACCAGAGCACGUCAGCAAACAGCCCGAAAAUGCAAUCGUUCUUAAGCCUUGGGAGGGCGAUGUCCAAGAUAAAGAGCUCGUGUCCCUCAUCCCAUUCCUCGAAUACAUCCACACAAUGGCCUUCUCCGAUGUACGAAAAGCAAUCGCCUCUUUCGAAGGCCAACAUAUUCCUACCGAGUUCGCGAAGCGCGAAGCUAUCGCGCGAAAGAAGUUCCAGGAACAAAUAGAAGAAGAGAAGAAGAAGCGACCAAAGCACUCAGGCGUCGGCUUCUUAGGAAAUGCGCUCGGAAUCAAGCAUCAAAGCAUGAUGAUGGACCCCACUGAGCAGACACCCGCCGAAGCUUUCGCCCAAGGCAAAAUGCUCCAAGACCAAGCCCGAGAACGUGGUCAGCGCAAUUACGAACUCCUAGAAAGAGAGAUUCGAGAAAAUGGCGAGAAGUGGUUAAAGGAAGAAGCGCUUCUAGAAGAGAAAGCCAAAGAGGAAGCAACAAAAGCCAUGAAGACAGGGUUCACAGGCUGGUUCGGCGGCCCAGGAAAAUAA